Molecule: messenger RNA, 846 nt
Organism: Gastrolobium bilobum
Lineage: Eukaryota; Viridiplantae; Streptophyta; Magnoliopsida; Fabales; Fabaceae
Product: 17.4 kDa class III heat shock protein-like
Exons: 3
Coding region: 194-664 (156 amino acids)
Biological process (GO): response to hydrogen peroxide; protein complex oligomerization; response to salt stress
Source: RefSeq, a predicted model, not a curated record
AAAGGACGUUUCCAGAACGUUUGGGCAAUCACUCUCGAACCUUCUUCACUCAUCAUAGUUUUCUUCUAUUUAUAUACAUCCAAAAGUGGAAGAUUCCUCAAACAUUAAAAUUCUCAUUAUCUUGGUCAGAUUCUCGGGGCACAAGCAUAGAUUAAAGUAAUAGUGGGUGACUUUGCUGUGAGAAUUGGUGAAGAUGAGCAGUGUUGGUGUGGAUUUGGUUACUGCAGUGAACAACCUGUUAAAUUUUCCUGAAACCAUGGAAAAUUUCAUGUUUCCUUCUCGAGAGCAUGACAACCAAAACACCAGAGGAGUUUCAAUUUCUAGCUUCCCAGUGGACAUUUUGGAUACUCCCAAGGAAUAUAUCUUCUACGUGGAUGUUCCUGGUCUCUCCAAAUCUGAAAUUCAGGUGACAGUUGAAGAUGAGAACACACUUGUUAUACGAAGCAAUGGGAAAAGGAAACGUCAAGAUGGUGAGGAUGAAGGUUGCAAGUACCUUAGGCUGGAGAGAAGAGCACCACAGAAGUUGCUGAGGAAGUUCAGGUUGCCUGAGAAUGCCAAUGUGUCAGCCAUCACUGCUAAAUGUGAAAAUGGGGUUCUGACUGUGCUUGUUGAGAAGCACCCUCCUGCUCCAAAAUCAAAAACAGUUCAAGUUUCCAUUGCCUGAAUGAUAAUUUGUGUUGGGAGCUAGAGCACAGUGAUUUUUUGGUUUUUUGUUUGGUUUUUCUGCUUGCUUAGUAGUGAAGGGCCUGUGUUUUUGCCCUUUGUGGCUGUUUAGGUGGCAAUGUAAUCCUAGUACUUUUGGUUCUUGUAUUGGCUCUUGUUCCCAUGUAAUGAAAUUUUUAGCUA